Messenger RNA from Panicum virgatum (switchgrass), 978 nucleotides. RefSeq lists its product as uncharacterized. Bases 120 to 740 code for a protein of 206 amino acids. Lineage: Eukaryota; Viridiplantae; Streptophyta; Magnoliopsida; Poales; Poaceae. The transcript is spliced from 2 exons. The record is from RefSeq and is a predicted model, not a curated record.
CUCCGCGCAUUGCCCACUCUUCCACCCGCCCCCGCCGCACGAGUCGCUUGUUCGAUUUGUCCUCUCCUCUCCUCCUCGCCCGCCGCCGCGCCCGUCCCCAUCCGAUCCGAUCCGAUCCGAUGGCAUCCGCGGCCUCGCCGCCGGCAGCCAGUGAGCUUGAUUCCUAUGGAGCCUCCAGGGGCGCUGGGUUCAAAAGCUCAGGAGACACGGAGAAGGCCACCCCUUGGUUCCUCGCAACAGGUGCUGCUCACCAUGCGACUGGCGAGUACAAGAGCCUUAUCACUGAAACGGAGCCUGUUACCGACUGGGUUGUUUCUGCGGGGAAUGGCAAGGGGAUGCAUGCGCACAGCAUCCUCCCAGGAGGCAUCGAGGAUUCCACUUGGUUGCUCGAUUCGUAUGCUACCAACAACAUGUCUGGCAACCUGAGCCUUCUCACUCACAUGGUACCUGUGAACAACCAGGUUGUUGGCGCAGGGAGUGGCAAGGGGAUGCAGGUGCAUGGCAUUGGGUCUGUGUUCACUGAAGCGGUGGUGCUCCCUGACGUGUGGUACGUCCCUGGCCUGGCUAUGAGCCUGGUCUCAGUGAACCAGCUCACCAAUGACAACCCCAAUCUGUCCAUCAAGAUGUCUGGCACUGCGUGCCAUGUCACGAAUAUCAAUGAUGGAUCUGUUAUUGGUAGUGCGCAUCUGAGGUCUGACAACAAGUACGAGGUGGACUUCUUGAGAAUUCUGCAGAAUUAGGUGCCUUUUGGCAGAAGGCAUUGAGCCGUAGCUGCAGUUGUAUCACAUUACAUACUGAUUUGCUUCAGAUGGCUAUGCUUCCCGGGAAAUGGGUAUAGGAUUGGGAGUUCUCUUCCCCUGUGGCAGGCGUAUAUCUUAAGCUGGCACAUUUCAAUCAAGUAUAUGGCAAGGUCUGGAUGAUUGUGAUAUGUCUAAUAAAGUGUUUACUUCGUUUAAGGUUGUUGGUAUUUUGUGGUCC